This is a messenger RNA of Aspergillus pseudonomiae, 2761 nucleotides long. RefSeq lists its product as uncharacterized. NCBI's taxonomy places the organism in Eukaryota, Fungi, Ascomycota, Eurotiomycetes, Eurotiales, Aspergillaceae. The transcript has a single exon. The coding region runs from base 537 to 2684 and encodes 715 amino acids. The record is from RefSeq and is a predicted model, not a curated record.
CUUGGCCCAGAAAAGGUACCCUGAAUAAUACCAUACCGCCUCUCCCCACUCAACUACUCACUUCUGGCUCUCUCCGCUCUAGGGCCGCCUUACGCUCUCAUCCUGCUUGCUUUGGCAUCAUCUCAUCUCAGCUUUCCCUCUCUCCCUCUCUCCUCUUUUUUUUUUCCCUCUCUCUCCCCACCCCUUCCCCUCUCCGUCCUCCACUUCCCUCCCCUCUGAGACCCAACUCCCAAGGCCAACCCUUCUGCCAUGGGUUUUGGUUACUCAAGAGUUUCGUUUGCUAUUCCAUAUGCAAACUCCCUUUCAAACUCUCCUCGAUCCUCCAUUGCUUGAUCUAUGGCGUGUUGUUCUGACUCGUCCUCCCGUGUAUUCGGCCGCUGACCUGCAGCUCUCACGCUGCUACCCGUCUUUCACCCGGACGUCCUCUACCUGGCCCUCCUCUCAAUUCCUCUUCUCCCUUCGAUUUUCGAUCGUAUCCUCUCCUCCGUUCUCUCGUUUCGGUGCCAUUUCCUCCUCCACGACUUUCCCGCGACCUCAUGCCGGCUCUUGAGGUGCCAGUGUCCGGGUUGUCUCUACACAGAGACAACCCCGGGAGCGAUUCAACGGUUAAACCAACGCAGAUCAUGCGGCUAAACCUAGCUCAGAGCACCCUCGACGAACUGAUCCAAACGCUACGGGACGACCAAACAGCUAGGGUCCGUUUAGGGAAACAUCCCACUCUCUACUACGGAUCCAAAUCGCAACCGUUUCACUCUCAUCCCGAGACUCACCGGUCUGAGAUCUAUAGCGGCAGCUCCAAUGACAAAGAAAACUUAUAUUUUACUGGUGUCCUGAGCCAUAGCUUGGAGGUUCAGAAAGCAAAAGAGGCUACUGCGGCCACAGACCAAGCAUUAGCCAACCUCGAACAGAGUCUGAACGCCUUUGAGAGGGGGAAGGAAUCGAAGAAGACCCAUAUAAUUACUAGCAUUGAUGAGGUGAGGGCUCUUCGAGCAGGCGACAAAAGGCAGGCCGCUCUUUUAGCUCGGAAGUCCUCGAGUAAGGUGGAAUUGGAAAAGGACCGGUUGCUGAAAAAUGCAACCAAUCGCUCGUUGUCGUCCAGCCCGGCUCUGGGUGUCUCUCGGUCUCCUACUUCUGUACCUCCCCUCACUCCUACCUCAGCACCGCUUUCCCAAACCAAAGAUCGCGUUCGCCUCGACGCUCUUAAGGUUCCCUUCAUUCACCUUCUCGCCGUCCGUGCCGUAUCUGCCAAGUUCCUUGCUCGCCAGACUCGCUCGUCCAUCGAAGACUGUACGGCUUUGGCUCGGAAAUACGGUGCCGAGAACCGAAUCAACCCGGAGAAGUUCGAUCUCAAGGACAAAGCCUACAGAGAGUUGGAUGUAUGGAAUUUUCCUUAUCCGUCCCAGGAAGAGCGACAGGAAGCCAUUGAGAAUGCUAUCUCGGCAUUUGAUCGCAUGCGGAUCUCCCGCACCGACAAGCUAUGGCAGAUGCUUCUUCCAAAGGAGGAGCGAGGGAAGGGGAAGUGUCUGUCACGGCUGAACUUGCGCACCGGCCCUGUUAAGAAGCCACUGACUCCUCGGAUACAAGUACAAAACCCCGACGAGAGCGGCAAAGACGGCGACACGACUGGACCGGAAACCGAUAGGGUCAAUGGAAAUGGCUUGACCCCCAAGGCACAGCCCACAUCAGCUCCCCGGUCUGGUGCCAACGCACAAAAGAAGCGAGUCGGCAACUCUGUAACGAAGCAAUUUACUGCGAAGGGCAAGAAUACGACAAACAGUACCCUGACUGGGCGUGUCACUAAAAAGCCGGAACGGAAGCCAGUCCCCAAGCCGGAUGGGAAGUUUAAAUCAGCAGAAUACGUUCAUGAUUCAGAUGAAGAUGACACAGACAUACCAGAUGCAUCGGCAUCGGAACAGCCUCUUCCAGAGAAAACUAAGCUACAGCCUAAAGCGCCACCCAAACAGGCCGAGUCUUCUCCUCGAGAGUCCCCCCAUGUGCCGACACCCAAGGUAGACCAGUCAGAGCGCGCCCCAUCCAAAGCCGAAUCGUCGCCCCCAAAUCCUCCAAAACCUACUACCUCAUCAAAGAGGCCACCAUCCUCCCGCCCUCCGGCCCAGAAAUCUCCUCAGAAGCCGUCGCCUCUUGGCUCAUCCCCCCCGACCAAUGCUUCUGACCUACAGAGUCGCAGUCGUUCUUCGAGUCAGAACAAUUCCUCCAGUUCUUCCUCAUCGCCUUUGAUUACUCAAAUAUCCAAACCAAACAAAGCUACGGGUGCCUCCAAUGUUAAGAAGCAGGUGAAAACCAGUGGCAUGGCCAAGGCAACUCCGGCGCUCAACCCCCUCAAGCGUAAGGCGGAACUCGACCGCCCUUCUGCAACUCCCGCCCAGGGACGUACAACAGGGGAUUUGGAGCACAAGCGACGACGGGCGGUUAGCACAUCGAGUGGUAGCACCGGAAGUGCUUCACCACCCCUUAGUCGGGAGAUUCUUCUCCAGCAGCUGCGAGAGAAAUCGCAGCGCUUUAAACACUACUAUGCCAAGUACCGCACACUGCACGAUACAAUGGCAGCCCAUUCAGAUCCACCGAGGGCGGAGCUGGAGAAGUUACGGCGACAGCACUUUCGACUACAGCAGAUGAAAGAGGAAAUCUGGGAUGAAGACCGGCGGCUUCGCGAAGGGCUCUGAACGACUACUCCAUACGAGAAAAGAAAAAAAAAAGAAAGAAAGAAAGAAAGAAAGAAAGAAAGAAAGAAAGAAAGAAA